Paramacrobiotus metropolitanus is the source of this 1473-nucleotide messenger RNA. Its product is annotated as endonuclease V-like. Gene Ontology annotation, biological process: DNA repair. The record is from RefSeq and is a predicted model, not a curated record. The transcript is spliced from 8 exons. NCBI's taxonomy places the organism in Eukaryota, Metazoa, Tardigrada, Eutardigrada, Parachela, Macrobiotidae. Gene Ontology annotation, molecular function: single-stranded RNA binding; RNA endonuclease activity producing 5'-phosphomonoesters, hydrolytic mechanism. The coding region runs from base 356 to 1135 and encodes 259 amino acids. Gene Ontology annotation, cellular component: cytoplasm; nucleolus.
UGUUACUCCAUUUGCUACUUCUACAGAUUUUGGAUAAUGCACCGCUCGAUUUUUGAUACAGGACCGUAAAGAAUGGCUACUUCAGUACUCGUAUUAAAAUAGCGAUUCAGUACUGACUGUACGAACGAAACACUCUGUUAAACGAACGCUCUUAUCAUAAUUUAAUCAUUAAUGUAACGCUUAAAACUGUUCAGAAAUCAUACCGUUAGGACAUCAGCAAUAAGUUCCUUUCCCAUCAAAUCUAAAAAGCACUCUUACAGUUACAUUUCCUAAUUUUCCUAUCGCUUUUUUUUCAUUGCAAUCGACAAGAGCGACGGCGGAAGCCCGGCUGAUAUAAGAGUAAAUACCUUGGAAGAUGGAGGCGCUGGAAUCCGACUUACAGUACCGGCUACGGUGCAUAAAACGAGAGCAGAAGCUUCUUCAGGAAUUAGUUCGAACUACAAAUGCACAUUUCUGGCAACGAACUCGAACAAUUGGCCCUGUUAAGAGCGGAAAUGAUAGGGAUACUUCGCUGCAGUACAUUGGUGGAUUGGAUCUGGCAUGUGCGAAGGACAAUCAGAACCGAGCCUGCGGUGCAUUGGUGGUUCUGUCUGUUCCCGAUCUUAAAGUUGUGUAUACCGAUACGCUAAUCGAGGAUUUGAACACUCCGUACAUUCCUGGUUUUCUUGGCGCGCGAGAGUAUCCGCUUAUGGGAAAACUCUUGGAUCGCUUGAGAGAAAAUGCUCCGGAGUACCUUCCUCAGGUUUUACUUAUUGAUGGAAAUGGAGUGUUGCAUACACGCCGGUGUGGAUCAGCGUGCUACGUCGGUGUUAACCAACGAAUUCCCACCAUAGGAGUGGGCAAGACACUUUUUCACAUGCCGUCGUGGGAUCAGUCGUUCGAGCGAGAGAUAAACAACACCGUGCGGAAAUACGGGGAUGAGAUGGAUUUGAUUGACCAGAACGAAACCGUAGGAAAGGCUGUCAUUGCCUCGCGCACAAGUACAAAGCCGAUCUUUGUUUCUGUUGGGCAUGAUAUUGAUUUGGAAACGGCCGUUUGGGUCGUACAGUUAUGUACGAAGUUCCGAAUUCCGGAGCCGAUAAGAAAGGCAGACUUCCUUUCACGAAGGACAAUCGAGGCUUCCAGAGUGAUCUAAAUAAAACCAAUAUCCGGAGUAGGUUUUAGCGCACAACGUUUUCGGUAAAUCCUGUUGUUAUAGAACUUUGCUUUUUGACUCAAUGAUUAGUGACCGAUUGUGAAUAUUUGUUGUCCUGAUUUCCUUGGAAAGUGAUAAUUUGUAACAUUACUCAUGUGAAAGUAUAGGAAAUGAGAUGUAUUCUUUUUGGAAUAAUUUUUUGCUGGAUAAUAAAGGAAAUCUUUUUAGUAUUCUAGUGUGAAUAAUUGUGAUUUGCAGUUUGAUAAGUGCACCAAACUUCGAAGUUCGAACCUUUGAAACUGUUCGCAGAUCUAUAAUGGCAGUAUAAUCUGUUAAGA